CUGGUAGGCGGGAAGAGGGGGAGUCAGUUCGAGGUAGUAAGUGCACUCACUGUGCAUUUAAUUGUCUAGUCUAGUAACCCAAAGGCUGGGUGGAACUGGAAAUCUCCACCGAGGAGAGACGUUGCUGUAGCUAAACUUUCCCACGCUGUCCUCGUUACUAACCUUGCACUCGUUUGCUUCGUAAAUUAAAAAGUUGUACCUGCUGGUUGACUCAAGUUACUAGCGCGAUUGUUCAUCUCCAGCUCUACUGAGCACCGGUUUGGUGCAUAUUUGACUUAACUCUGGGGGGAAAAAGACCUAAUCAAGAUGCCUCUGGGACCUAUAAUGAGAUUAGAUCUAGAGAAACUAGCUCUCGACUAUAUUGUGCCCUGUCUGCAUGACAUCGGCUUCUGCUACUUGGACAAUUUCCUGGGCGAGGUGGUAGGGGACUGUGUGUUGGAGCGAGUGAAACAGAUGCACUAUAACGGGGAGCUGCAGGAUGGUCAACUAGCCGGCCGCAGCAAUGGCAUCUCCAAAAGACAUUUGAGAGGAGACCAGAUUAAGUGGAUCGGAGGCACCGAGGAAGGAUGUGAGGCCAUCAACUUUCUCUUGUCGUUGAUAGACAGGCUGGUGAUGUAUUGUGGAAGUAGACUGGGCAAGUACUAUGUCAAGGAAAGGUCCAAGGCAAUGGUAGCUUGCUACCCUGGGAACGGAACUGGGUAUGUUCGUCACGUAGACAAUCCAAAUGGCGAUGGGCGCUGUAUCACCUGUAUUUAUUACCUGAAUAAGGACUGGGACUCAAAGCUGCAUGGUGGAAUUCUUCGAAUAUUCCCGGAAGGAAAGUCCUAUGUAGCAGAUGUUGAGCCCAUUUUUGACAGGUUACUUUUUUUCUGGUCAGACCGAAGGAACCCACAUGAAGUGCAACCUUCCUAUGCAACCAGAUAUGCCAUGACUGUGUGGUAUUUUGAUGCUGAAGAAAGAGCAGAAGCCAAAAAAAAGUUUAGGAAUUUAACUGAUGCCGGGAAGACAGAAGCUGUUCUCCAUGAAGACUGAACAGUGAUCUGCUGGCAUAGUGCUUUUAUCACAACCGUUUCUGAACUCUUUGCAAAUGAUGAGAUCCAAAGGCGACAUGUCCAUUUCCAGUGAAACAUUAGACAUUCUUCUUACCCACAGGAAUGUGCUGAUUUGUCUAACACCUGCAUAUUACAUUGAUGGUACUCUCAGUAGCCUCCUAUCAUGUCUGCAUCUGGCAGAAGGAACCCUUGUUUUCUAUUUGCCUUUAACUGAAGAAAGUAACCAAGAUUUUAGUAAAAGAAGAAUGUUACCAAAGCCUAAUGCAAGUGGCUAAGCCAGCUGGCUUUUAGUAAUGGUGGUAAUAAAGAUAACAAGUAUUGGAACCAG
This is a messenger RNA of Mauremys reevesii (Reeves's turtle), 1380 nucleotides long. RefSeq names its product prolyl hydroxylase EGLN3. The record is from RefSeq and is a predicted model, not a curated record. Lineage: Eukaryota; Metazoa; Chordata; Testudines; Geoemydidae. The transcript is spliced from 5 exons. Gene Ontology annotation, cellular component: nucleus; cytoplasm. Gene Ontology annotation, molecular function: peptidyl-proline 4-dioxygenase activity; L-ascorbic acid binding; ferrous iron binding. Gene Ontology annotation, biological process: cellular response to hypoxia; peptidyl-proline hydroxylation to 4-hydroxy-L-proline. Bases 307 to 1032 code for a protein of 241 amino acids.